Condylostylus longicornis is the source of this 1442-nucleotide messenger RNA. Its product is annotated as pre-mRNA-splicing factor CWC25 homolog. Gene Ontology annotation, biological process: mRNA splicing, via spliceosome. Gene Ontology annotation, cellular component: U2-type spliceosomal complex. Lineage: Eukaryota; Metazoa; Arthropoda; Insecta; Diptera; Dolichopodidae. The record is from RefSeq and is a predicted model, not a curated record. The coding region runs from base 99 to 1421 and encodes 440 amino acids. The transcript is spliced from 2 exons.
ACCACUCACAAUAGCAAUUGAAUCGGUUCUAAUUUCUAAUAUUUGUUUAUUUACCCAAAUUAAUUCUUUGUGUGAAAAUAUUAAGUAAAAGUACUAAAAUGACAUCAAAAAAGGACGAUACCCAAAAAUUAGAAUGGAUGUAUAAAGGGAAUUCCGAUUUGCUUAAUCGCGAAGAAUAUUUGCUUGGUCGACCAAUUGAUAGAAACUUUGAACAAUUGGAUAGUGAAGAAAAAGCUGAGCAAAAAGAGAAAGUAUUUGGUAUUCAAGUGCCAAAAAAUCAUGUUGAAUAUGAAUGUAUUCCAUUUUCAAUCCGUGAAUAUAAAAAUCUUCAAAAUAAUGAGCAAGUCGAUAUACAAAGGAAGUUAAUGGAAGAUCCUCUUAUGGCAAUUAAACAAAAGGAAAUGGAAACAAGGCGUAAAAUAUUAGAAAACCCCGUUAAAUUAAAAGAAAUUCACAAAAUAUUAAAAACGGAAAGGCAAGUGCUGCUUUCGAGAACAAAAAAUCGAAAAAGUAAGAAGAAAAAGAAAUCUAAAAAAAAACAAAAAUAUUUGUCCUCCAGCUCUUCAUCGUCAAGUGAAAGUGAUUUGAAUUCGGAUAAUGAAAAGGAUUUAGAUAAACUUUUGGAAAAAAAAUAUAAAAAAAUCAAAAAUUCAUUAGAUCAAGCUAUUAAAAAAGAUACGCAAUUGGAUGAUUUAAUAAAAAAAUUGAAUAAAAAAGAGAAAACUAAAUCAAAACGGAACAUUGAUGAUGUUAUAAGUGUUGAUAAAUCAUUGACACAUUUGAAAAAGGAUAGGGUUAGAAGAUAUUCGAACACUUCAGUCAGCUCUUCUGACAAAAAUUUCAAAUGCAAGGAAAGAGACUAUAAAAGGAAUAAUUUGCAUAAUGAUCCACUCAACACUAAAAAAAUUAGAAAUAACCCGUCCGGUUCACCUAAUACGAAGCAAUUUUACAGAAAAAUUAAAAACUUUUCUAGAAGUAGAUCAAAUAGUUCCGAAAGAAUGCUUUUUAAAUUAGGAAGAAAUGCAGAUAAAAAAUUUAUUGGCAAAAAUUAUGGAACAAAAAGGAUUGAAACUCAUAGAAGUAAAAACACUACUUAUGUUGAUCGUAGUCCAAAGUAUAAAAUUAACGACAAAAAGGAAUUUAAGCGAAGUGCAGAAGAAAAGCAGAAACGGUUAGAAGAAAUGAUGGCAGAUGCGGCAAAACGCGAUGAAGAAAGAGCCAGUAAGGUUAGGAAGUAUCGCAAAGACUGUGAGGAAGAAGAAUUAGCUCAAAAGAAUCGCCAAUACGAUGAGCAGUUCGCGAAAAACCAAUUUAAAAAAGCACUUUCUUCGAACAAUUCUGUGGAAUCAAGAAUUAAGUCAAAAAUAAACAAUAUACAAAGGUCUUCUUUUUCUAUGAAUUCAAAUUUUGCAAAAAAAUAAAUUUAACUAAUUAAGAUCCUA